Molecule: messenger RNA, 2791 nt
Organism: Penaeus monodon (black tiger shrimp)
Lineage: Eukaryota; Metazoa; Arthropoda; Malacostraca; Decapoda; Penaeidae
Gene: pav
Product: kinesin-like protein KIF23
Exons: 18
Coding region: 82-2676 (864 amino acids)
Biological process (GO): microtubule-based movement
Cellular component (GO): kinesin complex; nucleus; microtubule
Molecular function (GO): ATP hydrolysis activity; ATP binding; microtubule binding
Source: RefSeq, a predicted model, not a curated record
CCGACCAGCCAAUGGCGUCGCAGCAGCCGAGAAGGAGAUUCGAAAACACAAGCCGUAAAUCCUCGCAGUUUUAGCUCAAUUAUGAAGCCAGAGAGAACACCUAUGUCAAGGAGACCCAAGCCUCCUCCGAAGCCAAAAACUGCAGAAAGAUUUAUUGAGCGCGAUCCCGUUGAGGUAUACUGCCGUAUUCGUCCGCCAGAGACCCCAAACCAGGAAGAAUGCGUUAGAGCUGUGGACUCUCGCACUGUUAAACUAACCCCUCCAGACUCCUGCUUUGCUUUCCGCAAUGGGCACGCCAAAGAGCAACAGUACAAGUUCCGACAUGUUUUCAAACCAGAUUCCACACAGAAGGAUGUGUUUGAUUAUGUCGCCAAGCCUUUGGUGUCUGAUGUGUUGCGGGGGAAGAAUGGUCUUUUAUUUGCUUAUGGUGUUACAGGUUCUGGGAAAACACAUACAAUGCAGGGAUCACCACAUGAUGGAGGUAUCGUUCCCAGGACGUUAGAUGUUGUUUUCAAUAGCAUUAAUGAAUACCAAACAAAGAGGUGCAUCUUCAAGCCAGAUGGGAUGAAUGGCUUUGACGCUCAGUGUGAAUUGGAUGCGUCCAGUGAGCGACGGAGAAUUGAUGCUACACCCAUUCCUCCUAAGACGCCAAAGACCCCCAGAUACAGACGAGACACGAGUGGCUCCCAAGACAGCUCGCAGCGGAUCCCAGACUCGUCAAGAAUUGAAUGCAUUGAUGAGGAUAAUGUGUUCUCAAUCUUUGUAGCUUAUAUUGAGAUCUAUAAUAACUAUAUUUAUGACCUCCUGGAAGACUUAUCUGAUGCAGGGCCAUCUGGGCGACUGCAGACCAAAAUCUUGCGUGAAGAUGCCCAACACAAUAUGUAUGUACAUGGUUGCACAGAGGUUGAAGUGAAGAAUCCAGAUGAUGCCCUGGAGGUUUUAUACAAAGGUCAGAGGAGGCGCAAGAUUGCUUAUACUCGUCUAAACUGUGAAUCUUCUCGGUCACAUUCCAUAUUCACAAUCAGAGUAGUUCAGGCCCCGCUGGAUGCCCAGGGCGAGGAGGUGGUGACGGACAAAGCCAGCAUGAUGGUGUCUCAGCUGUCCCUGGUUGAUUUGGCUGGCUCAGAGCGCAACAACCGGACCAGGGCUGUUGGCGACAGAAUCAAGGAAGCUGGCAACAUUAACAACUCGCUCAUGACCCUGAGGACUUGCAUUGAAGUUCUAAGAGAGAACCAGAUGACAGGUUCUUCCAAGAAAGUGCCAUACAGGGACUCCAAGGUGACCCAUUACUUCAAGAACUAUUUUGAUGGGGAAGGGAAGGUCAAGAUGGUCGUUUGCGUCAAUCCUAAGGCUGACGAUUAUGAUGAAACUCUGCCGGUGAUGAAGUUUGCAGAAUUGGCUUCGGAAGUACAGGUUCAGCGAUCUGUUCAGCCGCCAAGACAGGAUCCUGGAUUUCUCCCUGGGAGGAGGAGAGCCAAUCAGCUGUUCAAGGAAGUUCGGCGGAGGCUAGAAGAAGAGGGUGAGAAUGUUAAGAACUUGGAAGUGGACCUGACACCCAUAUACACACUGGCACCAGCUUGGCCUGCUGUUAGUUACACAGCAGAAACUCGGGAUGAUGUCAUCAUGAAACUCAAGGCGUAUUUACAGAAGAGAAUCCACAGUAGAGAGAAGCUACAGACUGAACUGAAAGGAAAGAUUCUGACAAUGCACACUAAUGUAGUAGAGAUGGAGAAGGAAAACCUCAUCAUGAAAAAGGAAAUCAUGAGUUUGCGAUCACUGUAUGAUGAUGCCAUGGCCAAGGUCAGGACAUUAGAAUCCAUGCUACUCAAUGCAGAAUCUGUCAACGAAAGCUUGCAGAGGAAGUUUACUGACUAUAACAACCUAGUGGAUGAAUGCAAUGCUGUGCGAGAAGAAAGAGACCUUGCCAAGUCGCAGGGACAACUAGAGAAACAGAAGAUGAAAGCACGUUUGAAGAGCAAGCUAGAGGUUGAGAAGGAUAAAUUGAAGAAUGACAUGCAAGCAAAACUAAGUGAACAGAAGUCCAAAAUGUACCACAGUCAAGUCCGAGCAUUGCAGGAGAUUUUCUUGGACAACAACCAAACCCCUGGAAAUGUUCGAGUUCCUUCGACUUCCGAUUCAGACCUGCACCAGCCACGUCAGUGUUCGCAGAGCAGCAUCAAGGGAUCCACAUCUGACCCAAAACUCAAUAUCAGUCAAGCAUUCUUGACUCCAGACCUCAGAGGCCCUGCAGUUUCAAACCAAAGACAUAGACGUUCACGGUCUCAAGGUGCUGACAUGUGGCUAGACCAUCGUCCAGGACAGGAGGUACCGCUUGGAACAGUUCUACAACCAAAUUUGCCGCGACGCAAGUCUGUCACAAGACUACGCAGUGGGGAUCUUCUCGAUGGUCGUGUAACAAAUUAUUGUUUGACCACUCAGCAGCAGGACUCUGAGGGAGAACUUGAAACAAAGUUGUACAAGAACAUGAAUUGGCAAGUACUUGAGUGGGGACAACAUGUGCUUUUGUGCUGGCUUCUAUUCUGUGAUCUGGCGAUAUACUACCUACGGCCGGAGGAGGUUCCCAGGUGGUGCUACAGGAUGUGGAGAUCCUCAAGCAGCGAGAUCCCCUGGCUGUCCCUGUGUCUAAGCGUUCCUCAGAUGGAACCCCUAAGGUAGAUAGCACCACUGUGCAAGAACGCUGUGCAACUGGUAUUGCAUACUAUGGCACACCCAGCCACUAUGUUCCUAGCAAGCGUACAAAGUUGUAAGAUAGUAUAUUUCUUAAUUGGUA